CAGAGUGGCGGUGCAGACAGUAGCCGCUUGGGGAGUUCGCGAAGAAGCUGAAGGGUUUGUGGUUGUGGAGGCUUUUGCUGCUAUUUAAACCACUCCGCCCGGGCUGUUCUGAGAGAGAGUAUUGUUGUUGUAUCUGCUGUUGUAUCUCUUGUUGUAUCUCAUAAUGGAAUCACCCGCUCCCUCACCACCCCAUUCCACCAGAACCUCGACAUCAUCCCUCGAAGACCCCUUCUCCGGCCACGACCAUGCAGACUACGAACAGGAAUUUGACAGUCUGCCAAUGCUUGACCGCGACGCAAUGGACCUCCCCAUGCGCGCGCCCGAAGCCGACCCUAUCGACCUCCCCAUGCGCGACGGUUCUUUAGCUGAAGUAGCGUCCCCCGAAGGCCCCUUUCUCGACCGCUCCGCGAUCGGAUACUCGCAGGUUCCUACGGUUGACGCCGAGAAGAUGUAUAGCUUUGCGCCGCCGACUGUCAGCAUACGAAAGACCCGUCGUCGCAUCUGCGGCCUUUCUAUCGCUGUCUUCUCAAUCAUCCUCGCGGUCGUGGUGCUCCUCAUUCUCGGCCUUGGCCUCGGUCUAGGUCUCGGGCUGAAAAAACACCAGGCGGUUUCCUCCAACGAAGAUACCUCGACUGUCCAUAUCUCGAGCAAAGUGACGGAGGCGCGGGCAACGCUCGAGUCUGGCUCAAGUCUCGCAGACUCGUUCUGCAAACCGAAAUCUUCGCUCUUUAACGAUACGAUCCCGACCUUGAAAUCGUGGAAUCAAAGUCAGGAGUUUGAUGCGUUUGUGACCACCACUUGGACCGAUGGGUCUGCGGGUGGUGUAAAGCUGUCAUAUACCCCUGACAGCGACGACUACUCAAACAUCCUCCCCUACGUCUACAAAAGCGACUACCUCGAUCUCGACAUCGAAUACGGCGUCAGAGUCACGUUGCAGAUCUUCCUAGAUGACGGCUACGACCCUAGUCUCGACCUCAUCGCUAUCCAAGCCCAGGUCAACGUCGGCCAAGCGUUAACCCAGUCCACCUCUGUUGUCUGGAAAUGGAGCAAUCUCCAAUACGAGCUCGACGCCAACGGAUACAACGCCACCACGUUCACCAUCCAGGACGUGUUCACCGUUCCUUCAACGAUCGACGUCACAGAUUCCUCUCAUUUCCAGUUUCUGAUCUACAUGUCUCCCUUCAACCAAACCGGUUACGUCCUCUCCGCCUCGAUCUUCAACUCAACCGAUACAACCUGCGACGGCGAUGAUCCAAACUACCCAGCCUUAGACCUGGACUACGAGCUCGACCAGGAGACUUCCACGAUCAUGGUCCAGUCGAAUAGUAACGUGACCAAGUUUGACAAAUCUGCCGAAUCUCUGUUUUGCUCGUUUGACUCUACGAUUUUGGGUGAGGACGUCGCGAACCUUACUAUGGGGUGGUACUCAAUCUCGCGAGAUGAUGACGGCGAGACGAAUUUCUUUGAUCAGAUUAUUUGGGAGGACGACAGAGUCGGAGGAUAUGGUCUGCAGUCAGAAUCUGGCGAUCGCGAUACUUGCCGGUCUUGGCUUUCGAUCACGAAAAACCUUACUAUGAACGCAGGUUAUGGUUUCAAAUUCUCCUUCAAGACGAUCUUGAGCUCGUCGUUCGAUUCUUCUGCUGAUCGGGAAGCUAUUCGGGCUGUAAUCUUCCCUGAAGAGGACUCAAAUUCACCGGUUUACGAGGCGACUCUUAUGCAGAACGAAAUAUACGAGUAUGGAUGGAACGAUACAGUCGUGACCGUGCAAGUAUACUUCAUCUCUUCCGACAAAUACAACAGCACCGUCUUUCAAGUAUACGGACAAGACGUAGACCAAACCACGUACUACUUCCUCGUCGACGUCUACGCCGACGGGAAGGAUACAUCCUGUGGCUUCACAGACCCGGAUUACGUCCAGUCGUCGAUAACGGGGCUGUCGAGCUCUGACGGCGAUUAGAGUGUUUGUUUGUAUUUUGUACUUUAUGUUUCAUGAUUGGUCGGGUUUCUCUGCAUUGGAUUGCGCGUGUGCUUUAUUUUGUUGUAACUUCUAUAUAUUUUUGAUUGUAUGUAUUUUCUAUCUCUAAUAUCAGUAUAAUUUCCAUCA
Messenger RNA from Myxozyma melibiosi, 2104 nucleotides. RefSeq lists its product as uncharacterized. The coding region runs from base 164 to 1957 and encodes 597 amino acids. The transcript has 4 exons. The record is from RefSeq and is a predicted model, not a curated record. Lineage: Eukaryota; Fungi; Ascomycota; Lipomycetes; Lipomycetales; Lipomycetaceae.